CUGAGUAGAUCUUCCCUGCCUCUUUUGUUUUUGGGAAUCCUCUUUCCAUAUAAAACAACUCUGUUCCUAUUGCAUUUCAUCUGCAUUCUUUAUCUUCCUCGUAACUUUUUUCUCUAUUUCUUCACUAUCGCUCAGAACACAAACCCUAACCCUCUUACCUCCAAUUCACUGAUAAUUACUUUUUCCAAUUUCCAACACACACAGCAUCAGCCAUGGGUUACGAAGACGAUCCGUACCGCGACGAGGACGGUGAGCCCUUAAUGGAUUACGAUGACAUUCAAUCCGACCGCGAGCCUUCUCCGGAGCCGCGCCACCAGCUCGACGAUUACGAGGAUGAUGUCAACGACGAGUGGCAGGGCCGGGAUCGGUCGCAGACGCCGGUGUACGACAACGAUUCUGCGCGCUCGAAGCCGCGGAAGAGGCUGAUCAAGAAAAGCGAUGCUGUGAAGCAGUCGGUGGCGCCGGAGCUCGAGGAUGAGGAUGAGGGAUAUCUUCCGGAGGCGAGGUUUGACGAGGGGGAUGGAAGGAAGAGGAAGAAGGGAAAGGAGGUCGGGAGUGGGAAGAAGGAAAAAAGGCUGAAGGGUGAGAAGAGAUUUGGUGGUAGCAGUAGCUCUAAAUUUGGGGGUUCUAAAAAAGGUUUAGGUGGUAAGUCUGGGAAGGAUCAUGAUGGGGAAGUUAAGGAAAUGUGGGAUACCAUUGCCGGGGGAGAUUCUGAGGAUGAUCACGAGGGUGUCAGGAAUCUUGAUGAUGACAACUUCAUAGACGACACUGGGGUGGAACCUGCUUAUUAUGGUAGUGAUGAACCACGUUCUCCUGGCGAUGCUCCUCAGGCAGAGGAAGGUGAAGAGGAUGAAGAAAUCAAGGAUCUUUUCAAGAUAGGGAAGAAAAAGAAAAAGAACGAGAGAAGUCCGGCUGAAAUAGCAUUAUUAGUGGAGAAUGUCAUGGCUGAACUUGAGGUUACAGCUGAAGAAGAUGCAGAUCUUAAUAGGCAAGGGAAACCUGCCAUUAAUAAACUCAAGAAGUUACCUCUUCUCACAGAAGUCCUCUCCAAGAAGCAGCUCCAACUAGAGUUUUUAGAUCAUGGAGUCCUGACGUUAUUGAAGAAUUGGCUUGAGCCACUUCCUGAUGGAAGCUUACCCAAUAUAAAUAUACGCACUGAAAUUUUGAAGAUAUUGAAUGAUUUUCCUAUAGACCUAGAGCAAUAUGAUAGAAGAGAACAAUUGAAGAAGAGUGGCCUUGGAAAAGUCAUUAUGUUUUUAUCAAAAUCUGAUGAAGAAAUAAGUGUAAACCGGAAACUGGCCAAGGAGCUGGUUGACAAGUGGAGCCGGCCUAUAUUUAAUAAGAGUACCCGAUUUGAAGACAUGAGAAAUGUAGAGGAUGACAGGGUUCCUUUUAGGAGACCAUCGCUAAAGAAGCCAACUAAUAAAGCUGCAGGAAUAUCGAGAGAUAGCGAUCUUGAUCUGGAACUUUCGCAACCUAAGGGUGGACAGUCCUCCUCCAGGCAGCACGCUUCGAGGCCGGAAGCGACACCUUUAGAUUUUGUCAUACGACCCCAGUCUAAAAUUGAUCCAGAAGAGAUUAGAGCUCGGGCAAAACAAGCUGCCCAAGACCAGCAGCGUAUGAAGAUGAAUAAAAAAUUGCAGCAGUUAAGGGCACCCAAAAAGAGGCAGCUCCAGGCUACAAAAUUAAGUGUGGAGGGUCGUGGAAUGGUGAAAUAUUUGUAAAUGAUGACAAGAACUGAAUAUCGUGUCAUUCUUAAGUUGGAUCUGAUAAUUUUCUGUCUUAUGAUCAAACAUUCUUAGUUGUUAUAUGAAAUAAAUCUGUUAUUUUUUAUUUCUAUAA
Vigna angularis (adzuki bean) is the source of this 1842-nucleotide messenger RNA. Its product is annotated as protein IWS1 homolog 1. Gene Ontology annotation, biological process: brassinosteroid mediated signaling pathway; regulation of DNA-templated transcription elongation. The transcript is spliced from 11 exons. Bases 213 to 1724 code for a protein of 503 amino acids. NCBI's taxonomy places the organism in Eukaryota, Viridiplantae, Streptophyta, Magnoliopsida, Fabales, Fabaceae. The record is from RefSeq and is a predicted model, not a curated record.